This is a messenger RNA of Verticillium alfalfae VaMs.102, 1194 nucleotides long. RefSeq lists its product as hypothetical. Lineage: Eukaryota; Fungi; Ascomycota; Sordariomycetes; Glomerellales; Plectosphaerellaceae. The transcript is spliced from 2 exons. The record is from RefSeq and is a predicted model, not a curated record. The coding region runs from base 1 to 1194 and encodes 397 amino acids.
AUGGCGGAACCAGCUGCUUUCAGUCCUGUCAGGAGACCGACGACCGACGACGCAACAAGUGCCGGCCGUCCCGGCCCACCCGAGAGAUCCGCGACAGGCACAGGCACCAUAGGUACCACAAGCACAAGCAACCGAAGUCUCGUCGGUCGCGUUCGCGGUGCUUCCAUUUCGCUGAUCAACGCAAACCCCCAGCUGGGCAUGUGGCAAGCUACCGGCACAGCAAUCGCUCAGGCACCAAAUCUGACAGAGCUGCGCGAUCCUGAGCUCGGCGGCGACCACAUCGCCUUCAACGCACAAGGCCACUCAACCCGCGUCGCCCGGGAGGAGCCCGACGGCGAACUCGCCUUGGUCAGCAGCUGGGUCACCAGACGCCAAUCCGGCUUCGGCCCUGGUCAGCAGGAGACAAGCCCCGAACCCAUCCCCGAGGUGGACCCCAUGGACACCCGGUACAACGACGUCACCGCGGCCCACGGCGUCCUCGACGCCCCCGAGGAGAUCACCAACACCCAAGGCGCCCCCGAACCACCCCGCCAGGACCUCAAGCGACGCAAAAGUCUUCACGAAAUGCGCACGACACAGGAGAAGGCCAAGUGGGGGCCGACCAUCAUGAACGGACUCAAAGCCUUCUGGAAAUUCUUCAUCACACCGUCAGGCUUCCUGAUCACCAUCUAUGGCCUCAACAUUGUGGCAUGGGGCGCCAUGCUCUUCUUCCUCUUGCUCAAGGCCGCUCCUGCGAUGACCACCCGUCUGCCGAUGCCGACAACUCGCCGCGCAAGAUCUGGCUCGAGAUUUCCAGCCAGAUCUCAACGCCCUCUUCUGCGUCACGGGUUUCGGCCCGGGCCCCGUGGCGGUUCCGCGACCUGUAUUACUACAUCAGGGCCGUCAACUUCAAAAAGCAAACCGCCAUGCGGAAGUUGGCGAACCAGAACAAGUCCUGGUUUCGCGCCGCCCGCGUGGGCUGCCGGGGAUGGAGGCGACGGUAUCGUUGUGGACGAGGACUCGUCCGACAUCGCCAGCACGUUCACCGGCAAGAGGGCGCCACCGACGCCCCUCUGGAAGCUUGGCUUCACCAUCUGGAUGAUGGUGCUCAACACGUUUCUGCAGGCUGUGCUGUGCGGCUUCAUGUGGGGAUACAAUCGGUUCGAUCGUCCGGUGAGUACGCCCCUUUAUGGGAAUCUAUUUUCCUGUCGCUGA